This is a messenger RNA of Xyrichtys novacula (pearly razorfish), 861 nucleotides long. The record is from the annotation of a GenBank genome assembly. NCBI's taxonomy places the organism in Eukaryota, Metazoa, Chordata, Actinopteri, Labriformes, Labridae.
AUGAAAGACCUUCAGGUGCAACUGGAGCAGGAGAUCACUGAGCUGAGGAGGAAAGACGCUGAUCUGCAGAAGCUGUUACGCACAGACGACCACAACCAGUUUCUACAAAACUGCCCCUCACUGUCAGGACUCAGCGGAUCUGUACAGUCACCCAACAUCAGUACCCGCUCUCUCGGAUAUUUUGAGGAUGUAAGAGUGGCUCUGACACAAAUUAAAGAGAAACUAGAGGAAAUUCUGAAAGACAAAUGGACGAACAUUUCACAAACAUUAACUAAAGUGUAUACUUUACAGCCGCAGCAAGAGCCCAAAACUAGAGCUGACUUCCUAAAAUAUUCAUGUCCCAUCACACUGGAUCCAAACACGGCGCACAAAAAGCUGUUAUUGUCUCAUGGGAAGAGAAAAGCAACAUUGUUAAUAGAAUCGCUGUCUCAUUCCAGUCACCCAGACAGAUUCACUGGAUCUUGUCAAGUCCUGAGUAGGAAGAGUCUGACUGGACGCUGUUACUGGGAGGUGGAGUGGAAAGGAAGUGAAGUUUGUGUAGCAGUCGCUUACAAAAGCAUCAGCAGAGCUGGAGAUUCAGUUGAAUGUCUGUUCGGACACAAUGACAAAUCUUGGACUCUAUAUUGUGGCAAAGACAGUUAUAUCUUCUGGCACAACAGGGUCAUGACCCCUGUCUCAAGUCCUGAGUCCUCUAGAGUCGGAGUGUACUUGGAUCACAGAGCAGGUAUUCUGUCUUUUUACAGCGUCUCUGAAACCAUGACUCUCCUCCACAGAGUCGAGACCACAUUCACUGAGCCUCUAUAUGCUGGACUUAAUAUUGGUUACGCUGAGUCUGCAGCUGAGUUUUGUAAACUGAAAUGA